AUGCCACAGUUAAACGCUUUGGAAGGGACCCGCGGAAUACCCGAGAUGGACCCGACGGAGAACGAGGGCAGUGGCCGGAAAAGAAGGCGGACUCGCAAGGUCCAGACCGAUCGCAAAUUCGACUGCACCUUUGAGAAUUGUGGCAAGAGGUAUUCGCGGGCAGAACACCUGUACCGGCAUCAGCUGAACCACACCCCCAAACAGAUCUAUCGAUGUGACUUUCCCGGUUGCUAUCGCUCCUUUGUGCGACAAGAUCUUUGUAUCCGGCACCGGGAACGCCAUACAACUCACGGGUCGCAGCUUCAGAAACGGGACCAUUUCGCGCACGCCGCGACAAGCAACUAUGUGGUGGAUAACCAGGGUCAGCCGACGGCCAUGUCUCCGGCUGCCCAUUUCCCCCCAGUAUCAACCGCGGGACGGAUUGAUGCGACCACCGCUCCGAUAACCGGCCUCCAUCACCGCAUGUCUGUCUCAUCCUCGCCUGACUCCGUCGGACUCAAUCAAGCCUUCAGUUAUCCGCCCGCGCUGGCUACCCACCACGGGUUGGAUUCCGAGGCGGCAAUACCGCGGUCCGCAAGCGCCGGCAACCCGGCCAUCAGCUCACCCACGGGACCAUCAGCCGCGACGUUCUGUCCUCCGGAUCUCAACAGAAUCUCAUUUGAGCCGUUCAGCGGCCCCCGAUCCGCCAAUCCACCGAUCGGGUCCAACGAUUCAGGACAGGGGGUGCGGUCGCGUUACUCACUGUCAGCGGCCAGCCAUGCCCUGGCCCGACCGCAGGAGACCACUGUCCCUUACGCUCUCUCCACGGAUAUCGGUCACGCAUCCUCGCUGGUCUCUUCCACGCCAUACGACUCUCAGGCCGCUCUGCAGAUACCGGUCAGUGGGUACGAAGCCAGUCCGCUGGCUGCCGCAUCUGCCCCGACACCCCUGGAGCGGACCUCGGAUAUGGGUCCCCUGGAUGCCAUGGCGGGGAUGAUGGGCUCCGGAGCCACGGUGGAUGAAGCGGGAUUCGAGACGUUCGGCUCUUGCGCCUACCCGAUCUUUGGGGGGGAUCCAUCCAACCGGUCGCCCUUCGCCAUGGCCGACGAUUUCGCAGCCUGGUUGUUUAAUGAGCCUUCUCCGGGGACAACGUCGUCAAUGUCAGAUCCUGCGCGCACCGGCAUGUUUCCAAGUGUCUUCGAUACCACUGGAUUACAGAACCCCUUCCGCACGAGCGAUGCGGCCUACGGGGAUUUCCUGAACGGGGUCAUGCCACAGCGUCCUAUGAGCGUCAGCAGUGUCUUGGACCCCGGUUCGCCGCGGGCCAUCAUGUCCGAGGAGAAGCGGCAGGAUCUCCUUGACCUCAUGUCCACCCGGUUCAAUGAGGCGGCGUAUUCGGUCGUAUCCAAGCGGAAGGAUGCCUUGCUGGACGGUGACCUAGAUGACGACAACCACGUGCUGAGUCUACACAUGAUGCAGACCUACGUCGGAUCGUACUGGUUCCACUUCCAAGGGCAGCUGCCGAUCCUACACCGUCCGACCUUCGUGGCCGAUCGGGCACCCAACCUGCUGCUCCUAGCCGUCAUCGCCAUCGGCGCCGCCACCCUGGACCCGAUCCACGGGCCCGAGGUCACUGAGGCGGCGUCGGAGCUGGCCAACUUCAUCGCCUGGCAUCUUCGCUGGGAGCUCUUCAUGGACGCCGACUUCCGCCCGCCGGCCAAACUCUGGGUCUUUCAGGCGCUGCUGUUGAUGGAGGUGUACGAGAAGUUGUUUUCCACGCGGGCGCUGCAUGAGAGAGCACAUAUCCACCACGACACCACCCUGACCUUAAUGCGACGCGGCAGCUCGUUGAUCGACCGCUCGGCUUUCGACUCGCCGGGGAGCCUGCGGGAGUCAGCCUCGGGGUUGGAAUUGGUGCUGCCUGGCUCCGCCGACGAAUCCUGGACGCACUGGAUCAAGACCGAGUCCAUGCGGCGUGUCGCGUUUGCGGCCUUCGUGCUGGACUCGACGCAUGCCACCAUGUUCGGGCACUCGGCCAAGAUGGUAGCGCACGAGCUGCGGCUGCCGCUCCCGUGCGACGAGGCCCUGUGGUCGGCGACCAGCGCAGCGGAGGUGGCUCGGGUGCAGUCAAGCCUACACGCCAACGGGGUGCAGCCCGUCACGUUUCUCGACGGACUCAAGCGGACGCUCAACGGGCAGCGCGUGCAGACGAACGCUUUUGGACGCACCAUCCUCAUGGCGGGCCUCCUGAGCGUCAGUUGGCACAUGAACCAGCGGGACCUGCAGGUCAGCUCGCUGGGGGUGCCCCAAGCCUUGGGCGGGCGGGACAAGUGGCGGUCCGCGCUGCUACGCGCCUUUGACCAUUGGCGUCGGGACUUUGACGCGGCCUUGGGCCCGGUCGGGCCCCCGCCCUUCCCUGCGGGACUGCGGUGGACGCGACGUCCGCUGGGGGAAGACCACCUAUUCGAGUCGCGGAACGUGCUGUAUGGGCUCGCCCACAUGGCAUCCCAUGUUGACAUUGUCGACUGCCAGAUCUUUGCCGGCGCUGGACGUCUGAUGGGGCGGUCCAUCACGGGGCGCGACUACAGCGCCGCCCGCGAGAAGAUGACGGAGCGGUGGGCGACCAAGGCAUCGGCGCGGGACGCCACCUUUCACGCGCUGAAGGUCCUAUCGGAGUGCAUGCUGGGCGAUGACGAUGAUGAACAUGCGGAACCGUAUCAGGGGCGCGAUGACUCCCUGCUGAACCGGCCGUGGGUGGUCUACGUGGCGGCGCUGGUGGUGUGGUGCUACGGCUACGCGCUGGAGGGACCGAUCCGGCCGGCGGUGGCGCUGGCGACAGCGGCCGACCAGCGACGUGACAUGCGGGCAUACCUACGACGCAUGGGGGAAGCGACCUCGCCCAACGACCUAGAGACGAUGACGGGACGAAACCAGUGUAUGGGAUUGUUGAUGGUGCUACGCGACGGGUUUCUACACGCACGGUGGGAGUUGUUGACGGAGGCGGCAAAUCUGCUGGGCAGUUGCAUCACGAAGCUUGGGAGUUGA
Messenger RNA from Aspergillus campestris IBT 28561, 3024 nucleotides. RefSeq names its product putative C2H2 finger domain protein. Gene Ontology annotation, biological process: DNA-templated transcription; regulation of transcription by RNA polymerase II. Lineage: Eukaryota; Fungi; Ascomycota; Eurotiomycetes; Eurotiales; Aspergillaceae. The record is from RefSeq and is a predicted model, not a curated record. The transcript is spliced from 2 exons. Gene Ontology annotation, cellular component: chromatin. Bases 1 to 3024 code for a protein of 1007 amino acids. Gene Ontology annotation, molecular function: RNA polymerase II cis-regulatory region sequence-specific DNA binding; zinc ion binding; DNA-binding transcription factor activity, RNA polymerase II-specific.